Molecule: messenger RNA, 2315 nt
Organism: Gadus morhua (Atlantic cod)
Lineage: Eukaryota; Metazoa; Chordata; Actinopteri; Gadiformes; Gadidae
Gene: zbedx
Product: zinc finger BED-type containing X
Exons: 2
Coding region: 148-2037 (629 amino acids)
Molecular function (GO): DNA binding
Source: RefSeq, a predicted model, not a curated record
CCUCAAAAUCUCCAUCAGACAUGCCCCUUUCACGAGUCCUUUCCCGUCUGCGUUACAUUACAUUACAUGUAAUUUUGAUUACUAAAUCAGAUUACAAUACUUUCGAUUCAUUUUGAAAUAGUUUUAACAUCAGGCAAAACGGAUAUAAUGGACACGGACCAUACAGAACCCGUCAUAGACACUAAAACGGCACUGCAUUCUUGGCGUUAUGGCCACCAUUUUACACACAAGGCAGAUCAAGGAAAAAAUGUAAUCGUCCAGUGUAACUUAUGUUUACCGAAUGUUAAUCUGUUAUCCACCUCAAAAACAUCAACGUCAAAUCUAAAGAAACAUUUAGACAGGAAACAUUUGGGUUGCCAUGAGGUCAAUGCACCAAAGAGGGGCCGAAAGAAGGAACACAACGGUGAGGCCACCAGUCAUUUCCAACUCAAGAAAGUUAAAGCAGAGAUUAUUUCCAAAACCCAGGCACAAUCGAGAUUAGAUGAGCUAAUAUUUAACUUCAUUGUGGAGGACUGCCAGUCUUUCCAUCUGCUUGAGCAGCCUGGCUUCAGGAAACUGCUGGAUGGUUUAACUGAGGGUCAGCUGACCAUGGACAAGCUGACCUUGUCCACCAAGGUCGACCUGGAAUUCUCCAGCAUGAGAGAGGUGUUGACGGCCAAACUCGACAGCGUCCUGCACAUGUGUACCACAGGCGACAUCUGGACCACGGGCAGCAGGAGCUACUUCGGCAUGACCUGUCACUGGAUCGACGCAGUCACCUUGGAGCGGAAAUCCGCCGCCCUGGGUUUCGCUCGGCUUGAGGGGCCCAACACAGUUGAGGCCAUCUCAGGCCGGAUCCGCGACAUCCACUGUGCGUAUAACAUCGAGAGCAAAGUUCAGACCACACUGGUGGACAACGGCAGCCCUUUCGUCGGCAUGUUCAAGGAGUUCCUGGCGGACGGCGAUGAAGAUGACGUGGGUUUCUUUGAAAACGUUGGCGCCAUCCUGGACAGUGAGCAGGAACGGGACGCGCCGGUGUUUGUGCCGGACGUGGGCCACUGCGCCUCGCACACCCUGGACCUGAUUGUGAUGGAGGACUUCUGGCUGGCGGUGUCCCAGGGCCCCGUGGGCCAACUGUACUACAGCACCAUGUCCAAGGUCUCUGCCUUCUGGAGCAAAUGCCACAAGCUGCAGGUGGCGUCCGCGAAAGCCGAAGACGUGGCUAAGAUGCCCCUGGUGGUGCCGAGCGCCAGCCGCUGGAACGCUGAGUACAGCAUGGUGCAGAGGCUGGUUUCUCUGGCCGAGAAGGAGCGGUCGGUUCUGAGCGAACGGCUUGGCGUUCCCGCGCUACAGGCCAAGGAGAUGGCCUUCCUGCAGGAGUACGUGGUGGUAUUCAAGCCGCUGGCCUUUGCCCUGGAGCUUUUCCAGGCCGAGCAGAAGUGCUACCUGGGCCUAGUCAUCCCCACCAUCCUUAGCCUGAAGAACAAGCUGACAGAGCAGCGGGCGACAGCGCGCUACUUCGCCGACGUCAUCGACACCGUCGUGGCCACAAUUGACGAGCGCUUUCGCAACGUUUUCGCCAGCACUGAGGCCAAAAUCGCCACAGCGACCACACCCCAGUUCCGGCUGUGGUGGAUGUCUCCCUCGGAGAGGGAGGAGAUGUGCGGCCUGCUGGAGACGGCCGAGCUGGACCCCGGCUUCCCCGUGGAGGAGGCGACGGACGAGUACGACACCAUCACAGAGUCUGAAGACGACUUUUUCAGCUACGGGCCCGCGACGCCCCGCAGUCGGCCUGAGAAGCUAGGCGCCAAGGAGGAGAUCCACAAGUACCUGGAGGGCACAGGGAAGAGCCUGGAGUGCCUAAAGGACUUCCCCAGAGUAAGGCAGCUCUUCAUCAAGUACAACACAACGCUGCCGUCUGCGGCGCCCGUGCAACGCCUCUUCAGCCACAAGGCGAACCUGGCUGCCCCGCAGAGAAUCACCAGUCUGACCGACGACUUCUUUGAGAGGAUCAACCUGCUGAGAUACAACAGCACCGUCUGCUUGUUGGACACCUAGUGGAGCUCAAAGCCUAAUCAGCAAAGAUUAACUAUAAAAAUAUAACGAGCGACAUUGAAACUAAAUGAAUAAUUUCUUAGUAUGUUAUUAAUUAAUGGGAUGGCCAAUAUUAGUUGGCCUGGACUCAGGAUAAGUAGCCCAUUAGGCAAACAUUCAAGUUACUCCCAACCCACAAUCUUUAUUUUUUAUUAUGUACAUGUGAUUUUAGUUUUAUAUUAAUUUGAGCUCCCUUGUUGACUGUUUUUUGUACUACACUAAAGAAUAGAAGAAACGCAAAA